AUGCAGCCUACUGUGGCUUUAUCUACGUGUGAGGCUGAAUAUGUAGCGAUGACGCCAGUCGUACAGGAAGCAAAAUACCUCCUGCAAUUGCUGAACGAGAUGAACUGCACAAAGGAACUGAAACAAGCAAUAUUACAUUCGGAUAAUCAGAGCGCAAUUUGCAUAGCGAAAAAUCCUAUUACAAGUCAACGGCAACAGGCACUUGUUUACGUUUCGGCUUGUAAUAACAUCGCUAUUCUUUUGGGAUUGAACCAUGAAAAACUGAUUUUUAAGAAAAUAAACGAUUCUCUGCUUGAAUUUAUUUUUGGUUCAGCAAAAAUAACCAUGGAACAAACAAAAAUGGUUCCUGUUCGAGAUACUGGUCCUACAAGGCCAGGUAAAAAUGUUACUGGUGAUGACCGAGUGGUAGCUGAACACCAGUCCAGCCAACAUCGAAGGAUGGUCAGUACAUGGGAUAGGGGGGAAAUUGAAGACCGAUACUUGCGUUUAUAUGAAGAUCAUCUCUACUUGAAGAAGCACUGUCAUAAACAAGAAGAUCGUCUCAAAAGGCUUGGUACAAAAGUGAUGCAGUUGGCUGUUGAUCGCAGGAAAGAAACUACGAAUGGUAAAGUCAAAAUCACUGGUGGCAGUAGCCUGGCAAGUGUUAAAAUAAAUGAACUGGAAACUAAGAUCUAUGAAUUGGAAAGGCAAAAUGCUCAAUUGAAAGAGAAGCUGAAAUUAACCAAACAGCAACUCUUGCUUGCCAGCAAACAGCCUUCUGCCUAUAAUCAUAUUCAGUCACGUAUAAAUACGGGGAUUGUGAAAGCUGCUUCUGACCAGAGACUGGUGAAAAACAGAAGAGUAAUGGGGCCUCAUGUUAAUGGACAUGAACAAAGAAUAAUGCAUGACACUGAAUCAGCUGCGUUAAUGGAAAAUUUAGUCAUAGAAAGACUUCAAGAAGAAAUUGAGGGACUGAAGAAACAAAUUUUUAUGUACCAAGAAGAAGUAGAAGAAUUACAUGAGCAGAAUAAGAUGAAAGAAGCAGAUUUUGAAGAGAAUAUAAUCAAAUUACAGCAACAGAUGAGUGCAGACCAAAGAGUUAAUGUGGAAGAAAACAUUGAAUUGAUCCGAUUACAAAGGCAGGUGAAGGAGAAGUCUAACGACUUGAUCAACCUACAAAUGAAAUACCAAAAAAUAGAAGAAAAUUUGCGUACCAUGAAGCACAGUCAUGAAUCUGUCUUAGUGGAAAUGGAUCGUCUUAAUUUGCAAAUAAAGGAUGAGCAAAACAAAAAAUUGACUUUGCAACAAGAGCUGAAGAUUGCUGCAGCCAAAAAUGCCUUGGUCAUUGAGCUUCAGUAUUAUAUGCACUGCCACCCAACUGAAACUGCUGUUGGAAAAAUAAAAGUGGAUUCUCCCUGUAAACACUGGCUGUUGUUAUCCUUGCUUCAAGAGCAAAUUGCUGGUUUACAAAAUGAUAAACAACUUUUAGUUGAUUCGAAUGAAAAAUUGACACGAAGUGCCUUUGAUAUGCAACGUGAAAGGGAAUGGCGUCAGAGGGAAUGUGCUCUUAAAGUACAGCUUGCACAGUUGGAAGCCACUUUGAAAGCAGACCUUGGCGAAAAAGGCAAUGUGAUAGACAGGCUCAAUACAGAAAUAGCUGAACAUGAAGCAGCAGAACAAAAAUUGAAGGAAGUACGCAUUGAAUAUUUCCAGUUGAAAGAAGAAUAUGAUGACUUAAAGAACAAGAUGAGUUUCUUUACUGAUAAAAGCUCUGUGGACUUAAUUGAAUUAGAAGAGGCUCUAAUGUUAGUGCGCAGUAAACAUCAAGAUGUCAAUAAAGUUCCUGAAUUUGUACAGAAGGUUGAUGUUGAAAUGGAUAAAGCCACCAAUCAGCGGGUCCAACAAUUGGAAUCUGAGUUUGCUGAAACUGUUCAUGAACUGGAGAAGACACGAAACAUGUUAAUCUUGCAACACAAAAUCAACAAAGACUACCAGAAAGAAGUUGAUGAUGCUCAUCAUAAAUUCGAGAACAUGCAGAGAGAAUGUGACUUGAAAUUAAGUGAAUAUGCCAGCCUCUUGGAUAUUAGGGCUGCACGAAUAAAGAAGUUGGAAUCCCAGUUACGAGAUGUUGCUUAUGGUACCAAACAAAUCAAGUUAAAUAUGUCUACAGAGCAGGAUAAAACAACUGAACUGGAUGAAAGCAUUCAACUGGAACGUGGAAAGAAUCUUUUUGAAAUUCAUAUCCACAAGGUCAACUUGUCAUUGGAUGGAGUGAAGGCAUUAGGUGACAAUGAUGUUGCCUUGUUUUGUACAUGGGAGUUUUAUGAAUUUGAAAUCCAAGCAACACCAGUUGUUCAUGGAGUUACGCCAGAAUUUGACUUCACUUCCCAAUACAUAGUCACAGUUGAUGAUUUUUUUCUGCAUUAUAUUCAAAAGGAAACUUGCACACUAGAACUACAACUUUCUUUUGGCCAGAGUUUUAAAACCUUGGCUGCAUGUCAGCUGAGAUUUCAUGACUUGUUUGAUCAUCCUCCUGGAAGGAUCCAUUGUACAGCUUUUCUCACAGGUGUUGAUAUGAAUAACCCUGGCAGUGGAUUUGGUACUGUUGAAUAUUGGAUCAAUCUCAGAGUUCCUAUGGAACAAGCUUUACGAUUAUACAAGGAACGAACAAAAGCACUUGGCUACAUCAAUGCUAAUAAUCAGAGCACAAUGAAGGCCUUGAAGGCCUUGGAUGAAGUGGCUGCAAUGAGACCUGCUGACAAUAUCAACCAACUACAUAUCAAAAUAAUACGAUGCAUUGGGCUGCAAGCACACAGAAAAGAUGUACAACCAUCUCCCUAUUGUGUCUAUCAGUUCUUUGACUAUGGAGAUCAUGAUAGUAUUAUUUUGCAUAGUACUAACAAUCCAGAAUUUAAUGAUCAUCACACAUAUCCAGUUGCUAUGACGACAACACUUGAUCAGUAUAUUAGGUCAUCAGAUUUGAAGAUCUUUGUGUUUGAUGAUACAGAUCCUACAGAAUCAAGUUUCUUGUGCAUGGCCAAUAUUCCCUUGAUUUCUUUGGUGCAUGAAAAUGAUAUAAGAGGUUUAUUUGAAUUGAGGAGAACAGACAACACAGUGAAUGGGCAAAUUGAGGUUGCACUAUAUUGGCAAGAUACAUACCUGCCUCCUCUGGCUGCUCCUUUACAAAUCCCAAGCCAAAUUCCAACCAUGCCAACUGAAAUUACUGAUCCUCCUUUGGCUACGCCCUUUGAUGAUGGCCACAUGCCAAGUAGUAUUAGCAACAGCAGCAAGACAUUAGCAAGAACUUCCAGUCCCAAACCUAAUGAAACAAUCUCAGGAUCAGGCGCUAUAACUACAGACUUUGAGACUGUUUCCAGUCUGUCCACAUCGAAAGCUAUGUCUAGCCAGAUUUCCACAUCAACACCAUUCCAGAACAAGCCAUUAAUGACUUCCACACCUGCAAUUCAUUCAGUGGUAACAACAGUUGCAAAUAAUAAAGAGGUGCGGAUAUCAUCUUCACAAAAUCAUCAACAGCAGCAGGAACUAGUCUCAUCAGUGCAACCAAAACAACAACAAUCUAUGCAGCAAUCUGUGAUGUCACCCCGUGCUGCUCCAAGAAAGUUAAAAUUUGCAACUGAGAAAAAACCUAGCUGUGAAUCAGUUGCUGAUAUUGAGCCUUUAGAAAAAUCCUUUAAUAAACAAGAAAAGAUGUCAAAAGACCAGAAAGUUAAAGUUGAAGAACCUCAUGUUCCUCAACAAAACAAUGAAAUUAUAGAAGAAGAAAUUGAAGAAUCAGUAAUUGAAGAAGCCUUGCCAGAAUCAAAAACAACCAGUAGCCUGUUCCAGCAACAGCAGCAGUUGGCACCACAAUCUAACAAAAUGGUUGAAAAUGAGGAUUCUGAUAGUGAGGGAUUAAUUAUUCCAACAGAAAAAGAUUCAAAGUCUUCAACUUUGAAGGACAAGGAAGGUGACACAGUAACUGUUGUGGUAUCACAUCUGACUUUGGAAAUAGAUUCAAAACCUGUUAAAAAUGAGAACGUGAAGCAACUCUAUGUAGAAUAUCGAUUCCUUAAUUACCCACCUGAAGAAUUGGAAACUCCUUAUCCUCUACCUAAACCCAAGAAUGGUCUGCCAGUCAAUUACCACUUCAGCAAGUGUUUUCAUGUAGAUUACCAAAACAAUUAUGAUAAACGCCAGUUUUUGGCCAGUAUGCUAUUACCAAAUGAUCCAGAUGAAGGAAGAAUUCGUUUUACUAUUGUAAGUGAGCCUGAAAAAGAAGCCCAAGGGGAGGAAUGUGAAGAAGUUGGUGUGGCUUAUGUUAGACUUUUGGAUAUUCUUCAUAAUAACAAAGAUGUUAUAGAUGAAGAUAUCAUCAUUUAUGACGUAGAAGAUGAACGUACUGUGAUUGGUUCACUAAAUGUUAGUAUUAUUUGUCUGGCUGCAUUACGGGCUGUUGACCAAGAAAUAGUCGAAAUUGGUGGUCAGGUGUGUUACGGUGAAUUACCAAUUGGUUUAAAAUGUUGUUAUGCAACACAUCCACGUGAUGCUCAUAUAUUUUUACAUCCAUCCAUCCAUCUAUCUAUCUAUCUAUCUAUCUAUCUAUCUAUCUAUCUAUCCAUCCAUCUAUCUAUCUAUCUAUCUAUCUAUCUAUCUAUCUAUAUAAACUUGCAAAAAUCUGUGAACGGAUCAGUCAUCGUCUCCCGCCUUUCUUUCCGCAUCCAUGGUAUUCCCAUCUUUCAACAACGUUUCACCCUCCCUUCUUACCUUUCAACGUCAAUUGCGAUGUCCCGAUCCACCGACCUGAUCAAGUCACUUUUUCACUCUCAAUACAUUUUAGUUCCUCACCACCUCUACCUCCGCCAUCUUCUUUCGUAUCUCUUCUUGCUCUUUUUCAAGUGUGCCCCACCCUGCAACGACCACCCGCCGGCAAUUCCUGCAUUCUCCAUCACCUGA
This is a messenger RNA of Acanthosepion pharaonis, 4932 nucleotides long. Lineage: Eukaryota; Metazoa; Mollusca; Cephalopoda; Sepiida; Sepiidae. The record is from the annotation of a GenBank genome assembly.